GGCUGUAAAUCUCCUCCAUUCCGCAAAACAGCAAUUCCACGGCCGCGCUUUGCAGGUUCCGUAUUUCCCAGGCACAGGUCGAGGAAAUGGCCCGUUCUUCUCUGCGAGCAGGAAUUAGCUAAACUGCAGGGCAUAUGAUUCAACCUUAAGAACACAUUUAUUCGAAACAAUCGGGCACCAUUUGUGCGCUUUGAAAUGGCAUAGCGCAAUAAUUGGACUGAUCUUAACCAUCGAAGGUGAUAGAUGCUUCCCCCAAUGUUUACGGAUUUGACGUGUUACCUUACAUCACUGGCCUCGGAAUGAAUCAUCGUUAGAACACGGAUGCUGCGUGAUUCGCUGUACCAUCGCACUUUUUGUUUAAAAUACAAGGUUUCAAACAUUGCUUCUGAAGAUGGAGGAAACAUUACGAAAGCUACAGAAGGACGCGUCUGGGAAUAAAUAUAAAGCUAUAAGAGAUGCGUGUACUUCAGCCCGUGAAACCCUCGAGGCUCAGAAUGGAUCUGCUAAGAUUCAGCCGUCUCAGCUCAGAGAGCGAUGCUUACUUCCUCUUCGCCUGGCUCUGGAGUCCAAAAGCACCAAGCUGGCCCAGACCGCUCUCACAGGGAUGCAGAAGAUGCUGUGUGAGGACCGGUUCGUCACCACGGAGACGGAGGCUGCGGAGAAGCAGCUCUUGUGUCAGGUGCUGAAGGCAGUGCGGGUCACGCCCACCCUGCACGAGGACCUGCAGGUGGAGGUGAUGAAGGUCCUGCUCUGCAUCACCUACACCCCCACCUUCCAGAUCAACGGCGAGUCCAUCCUGCGCAUCGCCGAGGUGUGUAUCGAGACGUACAUGAGCAGUUGUCACCAGCGCAGUAUUAACACGGCGGUGCGAGCCACGCUCAGCCAGAUGCUGGGGGAUCUCACGCUGCAGCUGCGCAACAGACAGGAGAACGCGGCUCUGGAUGCAGAGGAUGGGGCCAUGGCCACUCUCCAUCGCAAAGACAUCUCCCCCACCAGCGAGGCCCUGAGCGAGGACAUCGUCAACGUGCUCAUCGUCUUCUGCGAGAAGCUGGAGGGCGUGGCCAGUGAGAAUCAGCUGCUCCAGCUGCUGUAUCUCGAGUGCAUCUUGUCCAUCCUCAGCAGCUGCCCUCCCACAAUGCACCUCAACAGAGGCUUCACAGAUCUGAUAUGGAAGCAGCUGUGUCCGUCACUGGUGGCCAUCAUGGGGAACCCCAUGAACGACAAGACCAUCACCUCAGCCUGGGCCCACGGGGCGGGGUCGUGGCCCGACGCCGUCUCUCCCUCGGCGGGGGUGUCCGACCAGGGCAGGGGGUCGGGCUGCUCCUCCAGCGCCCCCGCCCUGAUCGGGCCCGUGGCCCGGACCGUGUGCUACGCGGCGGCAGAGCUGGUGCGUCUGGUGGGCCAGGUGGAGUCCAUGAAGCCCGUGCUCCAGUCACUUUACCACCGCAUCCUGCUGUACCCCCCGCCCCAGCACCGCGUGGAGGCCAUCCGCACCAUGAAGGAGAUCCUGGGCAGCCCCGAGCGCCUUUUUGACCUGGCAGGCCCGUGUGUCACCGAACCAGAGUCCAGGAAGCGCUCCUUCUCCAAGAGGAAGUCCCACCUCGACCUGCUAAAGCUGGUGAUGGACGGCAUGACCGAGGCCUGUAUGAAGGGGGGGAUCGAGGCCUGCUUCUCGUCCGUGUCGUGCGUCUGUGCCCUGCUGGGGGCGCUGGAGGAGCUGAGCCAGGGCCGGGGGCUGCAGCCGGAGCAGGCUCGGACCCUCCUGCGCCGGCUGGACGAGCUGAAGGAGGGGGCCGAGUCCGCGCGCGAGUCCAUGGAGGUCAACGAGGCCGACUUCCGCUGGCAGCGCCACCUCCUGUCGUCGGAGCACGGCCCCUGGGACCCGCUGGCCGCCGACCGCAGCCCCGACAUCAGCAUCAGCGUCACCACGGACACGGGCCAGACCACGCUGGAGGGGGAGCUGGGCCAGACCACGCCGGAGGAGUGCGGGGAGGAGCCGCGCCUGGCCUCGCCCUCCUCCUGCGGGCCGGACGCCCCCGCCGAGCGCGCGCCCCGCCCGGGGGCCCGGGAGGGCCAGCCCGACGUGGUGCAGAGGAGCCACGCCCUGGUGUACCCCGACAUCACCAACUUCCUGUCGGUGGAGUCGCGGGCGCGGCCGCACGGCUCCCGCUACAGCGAGAGCAACUUCAGCGUGGACGAGCAGGACCUGUCGCGCACCGAGUUCGACUCGUGCGACCAGUACUCCAUGGCGGCCGAGAAGGAUUCGGGCCGCUCCGACGUCUCGGACAUGGGCUCGGACAACUGCUCGCUGGCGGACGAGGAGCAGACGCCGCGGGACUGCCCGGGCCACCGCUCUCUCCGCACGGCCGCCCUGUCGCUCAAGCUGAUGAAGAACCAGGAGGCCGACAAGCAGAGCGCGCGCCUCUUCGUCCAGUCGCUGGCCGGGCUCCUCCCGCGCCUCCUGGGCCUCCCCUGCUGCGCCGACGUCGACGUCUCGCUCCAGAACUUCUCCUCCACCUUCUGCUCCGGCCUGCAGGCGGGCGGUAUCCACUCUCCAGGGUUCGAGGGCAGUGGGAACCUGAGCUGCCAGGCCCUGAUGAAUGCAGACGGACUGUACCUGGUGUCCUACUACGCCCUGCUACUCAACCUCAAGCUCUGCUGCAGCGACUACUACCGCAGGAAGCCUGCUCCUGUGCUGGUCAGCCUGAAGGAGUUUGUGCGGCAGAUCCAGAGCAGUGGAGUGCUGGUGGUUCUGUCCCAGGCCUGGAUCGAGGAGCUGUACCACCAGGUCCUGGAGAGGAACCUCCUGGGGGAGGCUGGAUAUUGGGGCACACCAGAAGAGCACUCACUGCCCCUCAUUAUUAUGCUGACAGAUAUUGACGGGCUGGGUAGCAGUGCUAUUGGGGGUCAGAUGAUCCGCCAGGCUUCAGCGCAGUCCCCGUUCUGCUGUGACAAGGGCGCCAGUGACACCCUCAUGGCAGGCAUGGUGUUUGCACGCUACAUCCUGACUGGCUGCUGGAAGAACCUGAUUGACACGCUGUCCACCCCUCUGACGGGGCGCAUGGCGGGCAGCUCCAAGGGCCUGGCCUUCAUCCUGGGGGCGGAGGGGGUGAAGGAGCAGAACCAGAGGGAACGGGACACCAUCUGCCUGAGCCUGGAUGGCCUGAGGAAGGCUGCCGGGCUCAGCUGUGCCCUCGGUGUUGCAGCUAACUGCGCCUCUGCACUGGCCCAGAUGGCUGCAGCCUCCUGUGUGCAGGAGGAGAAGGAGGAAAAGGAGGUGGAGACCGGGGAUGCCAUCGCACAGGGUACAGCACUGACUACACACACAGCACAGACACUGACUACAUACACAGCACAGACACCGACUACACACACAGCACAGACACCGAGUACACACACAGCACAGACACUGACUGCACACACAGCACAGACACCGAGUACACACACAGCACAGACACUGACUGCACACACAGCACAGACACCGAGUACACACACAGCACAGACACUGACUGCACACACAGCACAGACACCGACUGCACACACAGCACAGACACUGACUGCACAGGGAACAGCACAGACACCGACUGCACAGAGUACAGCACAGACAUUGACUGCACCGGGAACAGCACAGACACUGACUGCACCGGGAACAGCACAGACACUGACUGCACUGGUAACAGCACAGACACUGACUGCACACACAGCACAGACACUGACUGCACACACAGCACAGACACUGACUGCACAGGCUGCGUCGGCGGGUGGAGCUGCUGUGUGGUGUUUUUCUGGUGGAGCUGCUGUGUGGUGUUUUGCAGUGAAGCAGAAGGUGGAGCAGAAGCUGGAGCAGAUGGGGCGCCCCCAGGGGGUGCGUCUGCACACGGCUCACAUGCUCUGCAUGGACGCCAUCCUCAACGUGGGGCUGGAGAUGGGCAGCCACAACGAGGACUGCUGGCCCCACGUGUUCAGGGUUAGCGAGUACGUCAGCUCCCUGGAGCACACCCACUUCAGUGACGGGGGCUCGCAGCCGCCCCUGGCCAUCACUCAGACCCAGCAGGCAGUGGACCUGGGCCUGGAGCUGAGCGGGGACUCCAGCCCGGAGCGGGACCUGGGCAUCAGCCACCCCGUCAUCCAGCCCCUGUCCAUCCAGGAGCUGCUGAAGGAGUCCGGCCGGGGCAAGGCCUUCGACCUGCGGGGCGGGAGUCUGCUGGGCGGGGCCGGAGCCGCCAAGGCUGUGUGCACCCUCUCCGCCCAGGCUGACCGGCUGUUUGAAGAGUCGGCCAGUAAGCUGAACCUGGUGGGACUGGUGGGGUUCCUGCACCAACUGAGGAAGGCCUCCCAGUCUCAGCUCUUCGACUCGGUCACCGAGACGGGGGACUACUCUUUAGCCAUGCCAGGGGAGGCAAAGUCCACGCAGGACCGGCGCAGUGCCCUGCACCUCUUCCGCCUGGGAGAGGCCAUGCUCCGCAUUGUGAGGAACAAGACCCGCCCCCUCCUGCACAUGAUGAGGGCCUGGAGCGUGGUGGCGCCCCACCUGGUGGAGGCCGCCUGCCACAAAGAGCGCCACGUAUCCCAGAAGGCCGUGUCCUUCAUCCACGACGUGCUGACGGAGGUGCUGACCAGCUGGGCGGAGCUUCCCCACUUCCACUUCAAUGAGGCGCUGUUCCGCCCGUUUGAGCACAUCAUGCAGCUGGAGCUGUGUGACGAGGACGUGCAGGAUCAGGUGAUCACCUCCAUCGGGGAGCUGGUGGAGAUGUGCUCUCCCCAGAUCCAGUCGGGCUGGAGGCCCCUGUUCAGCGCCCUCCGCACCGUGCACGGGAACAAGACGGACAUGAAGGACUACCUGGUGGGCGAGUACUCCAUGGGGAAGUCCCAGGCUCCGGUGUUCGACGUUUUCGAAGCCUUCAUCAGUACGGACAACAUUCAGGUGUUUGCCAACGCAGCCACCGACUACAUCAUGUGCCUUAUGAAGUUUGUCAAGGGUUUAGGAGAAGUGGACUAUAAGGAGAUUGGCGACUGUGUCCAUGGAACUGGAUAUAGCUCCACGGACCUGUGCCUUCCUGCCCUGGACUACCUGAGGAAGUGCUCGCAGCUGCUUACCAAAAUCUACAAGAUGCCUUGCAAGCCGGUGUUCCUGGGUGCGCGGCUGGCCAGCCUGCCCAUGAGGGCCCAGGAGAGGUCUGUGAGCAGCGACGAUGGCAUGGACUCCAUCCUGGGAGAGUUCGAUGAUGACACCGGCCUGAUACAGGUGUGGACUCUACUCCUGGAGCAGCUGACUGCAGCCGUGUCCAACUGCCCCCGCCAGCACCAACCGCCCACCCUGGAGCUGCUGUUCGAGCUCCUCAGAGAGGUCACCAAAAUCCCCGGGCCAGGCUUUGCCAUAUUCUCUGUGAUCCAGCUGCUGCUCCCGGUGAUGUCACUCUGGUUGCAGCGUAGUCAUGGUGACCACUCCUACUGGGAUAUCGCAGCUGCCAAUUUCAAGCAUGCCAUUGGCUUGUCCUGUGAGCUGGUGGUUGAGCACAUCCACAGCUUCAUUCACUCAGAUAUUGGCUAUGAGAGCUUAAUCAACCUGAUGCUGAAGGACCUGUUCAAGCUGCUGGUGGCGGCUGUGUCUGAGCCUGCAGAGACCAUCUCCAGAGUGGGCUGCUCCUGUAUCAGGUAUGUGCUGGUGACAGCAGGUCCCGUGUUCACGGAGGAGAUGUGGAGGCUGGCCUGCUGUGCACUGCAGGAUGCUUUCUCCACCACCCUGGAGCCUGUGAAGAACCUGCUGGCCUGUUUCCACAGCGGCUCCGACAGCUUCCCGGGGGACGCCUGUGAGGUGAAGGUUGCAGCUCCCUCACACUCCGCUUCAGCCGAGGCCGAGUACUGGAGGAUCCGCGCCAUGGCCCAGCAGGUCUUCAUGCUGGACACUCAGUGUUCCCCAAAAACCCCCAACAACAAGGAUGGCUUUGAGCACGCUCAGUCCUGCGUUCUCAUCAUCGAGCUGCCCCAAGACCAACAGUCCAACGGGCACACGCAAAAGAGAAUCCCCUUCAGGACCAUCGUGGUGAGCUUGCUGUCGCACCAGGUCCUGCUGCAGAACCUGUACGAUAUCCUGCUGGAGGAGUUUGUGAAGAGCUCCGGCCCGCCGGAGUCCCAGGAGAAGACCACGCCCGUGUCGGAGCCCAAGCCCACGGGCUUCCUGCGCUACAUCUCCAUGCAGAACCUGGCCAUCAUCUUCGACCUGCUGCUGGACUCGUACCGCACCGCCCGCGACUUCGACACCCGGCCCGGCCUCAAGUACCUGCUCAUGAAGGUGUCGGGGGUCUGCGGCGCCGCCAACCUCUACCGCCAGUCCGCCAUGAGCUUCAACCUGUACUUCCAGGCGCUGCUGUGCGCCGUGCUGACCAACCAGGAGAGCAUCACUGCCGAGCAGGUGAAGAGGAUCCUGUACGAGGACGAGGAGGGCACCAGCGACUCCUCCCAGCAGUGCUCCUCCGAGGACGAGGACAUCUUCGAGGAGACGGCGCAGGUCAGCCCGCCGCGGGGCAAGGAGAAGCGGCAGUGGAGGACCAAGAUCCCCUCCCUGAGCGUCCAGCCGGUCAGCAGCGCCGACUGGGCCUGGCUGGUGCACCGGCUCCACAAGCUGUGCAUGGACCUCUGCAACAACUACAUCCAGAUGCACCUGGACCUGGAGAGCAGCCUGGAGGAGCCCCCCGUCCUGAUGAGGGGGGACCCUCUCUUCUUCCUCCCGCUGUUCCCUUCGGAGACCUCCACGCCAUCCACGGGGGGGCUGUCGGGGAAGGGCACGCCCUCCGAGGACGGGUUCCGGGUCCACCUCGCCGAGACGCCCUCCGAGGAGGCCCCCAGCCCGGGGCCCCCGGGCGGCAGGGGGGGGAGGGACGCGGGGCGGAAGAAGGAGUGGUGGGAGACGGCCGGGAACAAGCUGUACACCAUUGCCACCGACAAGACCAAGCUGAUGAUCGAGUACAAGAGGAGGAAGCAGCAGCACAACCUGGCCAGCUUUGGGAAGGAGGCCAAGGCCGGGGAGAAGAGGGCCGACCCCGUGACCCUGCGGGGGCCCGACUCCCCGCUGCCCCAGAGGCCCCAGCAGCUGGUGGAUCAGGGGCCCAUGCGGCACUCCUUCAGCGCGGGGCCGGAGGUGCUGCGGCAGGAGAAGAGGCCCCGCUCAGGCUCCACUGCCAGCUCUCACAACAUCUCGCUCAGAGACUCGGAGGCACAGAUACAGGCGUGGACCAACAUGGUCCUGACCAUUCUGAACCAGGUGCAGCUCCUCCCCGACCCCACCUUCGUGGCCCUCCUGCCAGCGGUGUUUCCCUGCAUCAGUCAGCUGACGUGUCACGUGACCGAUGUCCGGGUUCGGCAGGCCGUGCGGGAGUGGCUGGGUCGCGUAGGCAGAGUGUACGACAUCAUCCUGUGAGAAGCUGUCUGUGUGGGCUCACUGCACACCCCAGACUCUGAAUAAACCGGGUUUCAGGUGUUUGGCUGAAUCCGGACUCUGAAUAAACCGGGUUUCAGGUGUUUGGCUGAAUCCAGACGCUGAAUAAACCAGGUUUCAGGUGUUUGGCUGAAUCCAGACUCUGAAUAAACCAGGUUUCAGGUGUUUGGCUGAAUCCAGACUCUGAAUAAACCAGGUUUCAGGUGUUUGGCUGACUUCUGGCUGACUGUUCAUUUUAAUCAUGCCUUGGUGUAUUUGUCAUUGCUACGCUCUGAAAUCUCACAAAUAAUAGUUUUUCAUUUAUCCACACGCAUAACCGCAUAUUUAAUCAUAUUUACUGUUAUACCCAUAUGUUAAAUAUUUAUUACAUUUGGCCCAAGAAUUCUUCACCGUAUUAUACGGAAAAUAAAUGUUUUUAAUUUAUUUUGUGUUUUGAUGUAACAUUCUCAAAAAUCUGACAUGUUGUGCCAUAUGACAUUGACAAAUUUGUACUUUGAAAAUGUUUUCAUUUUUGAAUUUAUGUUAUGUUAUCACAUGCUUAAGCUUGUGUUAAGCGUGUUUACACAAUCGGCAUAUGUGGAUUAAGGCAUUGUGCAGAUGUUGGUGGAUUUCUCAAACCCUAAACUAUGUUUUCACAUUCCAGUAGUCUGGUGGCAUCUUGUUAAGUCAGUAAAACUGCAUCACAUAGGGGAAUGUGAGGGAAACUGUAUAAUAGUGAUAAGACCCCAUGUCACCCUGAUCCUUGGCCACAGUGUCUCACCUAUAUUUAAUUAGCUGUUAACUGGCGCUUGCAGGUAAAGGCAAUUAUUGCACUGUGGAAUAUUAGUUAAUAUUAGUGAUUGCCAAGUUACUAUUAUCGCUGAUGGCUCAGUUUGUUUUAGUGAUCGCCGAGAACUUGCCAAACUGUUUCUGAAGGAAAAACAGUAAUUCUUGCUUUGAAUUAUUGGUCCAAUUUUUUUUAAUUUUUUUUAAUUAUGUUGAUUGAAUCCAAGCCACUGUUGUGAAAUGGCUCUCCAUAUUUCCCAUAACCUCUAAGGGAGAACUGGUAGGAAGGAAAAACCUGGGAUGGUAAGAUUGCACAUCUUUUAAUUACAAAGUUUAAAACACCCAUUAGUAUAUUUUUUUUGGUUGGGUGCCUAGGAUUAUUGGAAUUGUGCAAAACAUAAAACAACUAUUUUGAAAAGGAAUAUUUUCCCCAUCAUUUACAAGCCACAGUAAUAAAUAUGCAGUACUAACCUAUUAUAACCUAAUCUUCAUCGAUUAUAGUCUAAUCUGCUAUACCAACCUGAUAUAGUCUAAUCUGGAGUGUCAACCUACCAUAUAAAUCUAUAAAAAAUGACUCGACUUUUUUCUUUUUUGGAUAGUUUUAAAUGAUAUAUUGAUAUAAAACUUGAAUUCUGCCUUUAGAGAUGAAAGCAUAAAGUUCAGUAUUUUAAUACACCUGACAUUUGAACUGGUGUCUCACAAUUUAAUGAAAGCAUCUCUGGCAAUAAUGUAAAAAACAGGAAAUGUAGUUUAAGACAAGUGCAUCAUCAUGGUCUGGGAUUACAAGAGACACAUAACUGCUGAGAUUGAUGUAACCAGUUUGUUAGAUUGUCAGAUUAAACCAGUAUUGCCACUAUUGAGCAUACACAAAGCUGCAUAAAUGUUUGGAAAUACAACAAGGUACAUUAAUUAAUUGUAGAAACGUAUCAUGAAUUAUUUUAAUGUUUGGAAUGAGCGUUGUGCCUUCAUAUUUGAAAGAGACAUAUAUUUCAGGAAUACAGAUAACAUUUACAGUAAGACAAUGGGGACUGUAGGCAUGAAGGUUAGACGUGGAAUGUAGCAUGGUAUUCUGGUUUGUUUUGUAUGUUAUUAUGGCCCUAAUUAGAUCGCCAUGGAAAUGCGGAAUUCCGGUUUCUCAAUUCCAAUGAGGACCCGAUUGACACUCUUUCAUUGUGCUGUACAGUACCGUCCAGAAACUCAGAACCUUGAAGUGUAAUUUUCCAACAUAACAUACUGUAAAUUCCCCACAAAUGACCUGGGAUAGAAAUGCCACCGGAUUUGUUUGGGCAAGAGCUUGUUACUUGGAGCCGUCCAUGUAAAUAUGGAGUGCGUUUGCUAUGCAGAUUUGUUUCUCAAACCAAACUAGACUUCAGCGCAACCUGUGGAUGCAGGACUUGAAUGUAAAAAUCAUACUUGUGAAUACUUACUUUCCUCAUAGUAACAACAUCCUCUCAAAACAGGAUUAUACACUCAGUGACCACUUUAUUCAGUAGACCUGUACACCAGCGUGUUAAUGCAAAUAUUUAAUCAGCCAAUCAUUUGGCAGCAACUAAAUUCAUAAAAGCAUGCGUACAUGGUCGAGGUUCAGCAGUUUGAGUAUCUCAGAAACUGCUGGAAUUUUCACACACAACAGUAUUGAGAGUUUGCAGAGAAUGGUGCAAAAAACAAAAAACAUACAGUGAGCAUACUGUGGGCAAAAAUGUGUUGUUAAUGAGAGAGGUCAGAGGAGAAGGGCGAGACUGGUCAAAGCUUACAGGAAGGUGACAGUAACGCGAAUAACCACACAUUACAACAGUGGUAUGCAGGGCAGAAUCUCUGAACAUACAAUGCGUCAAACUAAAAUGGAUAGGCUACAGCAGCAGAAGAUCAAUACGUCUAAAAAAUAAGUCUAAUAAAUACCUAAUGAAGUGCUCACUGAGUGUAUAUAUGUUCUGUUGCUUCUUUGAUUUUUUUUGUUUUGUUUGUUUCAUGUUCUUGGUGUUUAGUGUCGCAUCUUGGUGGGAAAGGACCAAAGACACGCCUGUAUGUAUGUAUGUGUGUAUGUACGUGUGUAUGUAUGUGUGUAUGUAUGACCCUGCUUAAGUGCAUUUAUUUGGAUCCAGACUGAAGACAUUUCAGGGUGAAGGGGGAAUAUUUGUUUCCACAUAAUGGUGUAGUAAUAUUCCCAUCCACCAGCAGGAAUCAGUGGGUGUGGCUUUUUUCAGCUGUUUUCUUUUGUUAGCAGUAAAUAGUAAAUACAGGGCUGAGGCCACAAUGAUCUCUGCAUCUACUCAUAUCUAUAUUUUUGUUGUGUUAUUCCACUAAGCUUUAAUUGAAUUGCCAACAGCUCAGUUUAGAAAUCCACGUUUACCGUUUUAUAUCCCAAAAACCACAGCAGGUAUACAUGUAUACAAGGGAUACCAUGAAUCAUGGUUAAAAUUAAAGGCACAAAAUAGACUUUCCUUCCCUAAGAAGGAUCAUCAAUAAAAGCACAUGAAAUCAACAAAUAAUUGUGCCAAGUGAAAAUUGGAUAGUGAGAUGGUGGAGAGAUGGUGCGAUGAAGUUUGGGAAUAUCACCAUAGAUGUAACCUGGUCAUUUUGCACUUGUGUAGACUGUCAAAGUCAAGCUCAAAAGCAUCUCCAGCCAUUCCAUUCAGACUACCGUAUUUUAUAGUGUUAGUUUGUUUUUGCUGUGGCAAAUAUUAUUUGUUAUAUUAUCUGUUUUGUCAUGCAGGAACCAAAUUGUUAAUUUGACUGAAUGUCUUAUUUCAACAUCAUAUUAAUGUCAGCAAACCACACAAGAUGUUUAUGUGCACAUAUUUUAUAAAUAGGACUUUAAGUGGCAAUGUGACGUACGAGCUGGAGUGCUUCAGUGAAAUGGCACAAAGUAGAGACGCUUUGCUACCAAAGCCAGCACCUUGUGGAGUAAUUUUAAAAGCUUUCUGCCUUUGAUACAUAUUUUGGAAUGACCAUUAAUGUUACUAUUCUGUUUCAGCUAAAUCCACUUGCAAAUGUAAUUUGUCUCAGACUGAUAAAUAUAUAUAUGUAUAUGUAUACAUAAUCUAUAUAUUCUGAAGUGUUUCCCAAAUUGCAAUUUAUGUGAAUGUGUAGUAGAAUAAAUAAGCAAACAAA
Messenger RNA from Conger conger (European conger), 11311 nucleotides. It is a transcript of the gene arfgef3, whose product is annotated as ARFGEF family member 3. The coding region runs from base 392 to 7417 and encodes 2341 amino acids. The transcript has 33 exons. NCBI's taxonomy places the organism in Eukaryota, Metazoa, Chordata, Actinopteri, Anguilliformes, Congridae. Gene Ontology annotation, biological process: regulation of ARF protein signal transduction. Gene Ontology annotation, molecular function: guanyl-nucleotide exchange factor activity. The record is from RefSeq and is a predicted model, not a curated record.